GGGCGGGCGAUGUGGGGUGCUGCCUCUCCUUACCCCCGGGGAACUCCCAGCGCAGAGGCCACAGCCGGGUUGUCCCUGCCCUGGGUGGCAGCUGUGUGCAGGCUCCUGCCAAGCGUGACUGGAGGGUGUGCUGGGUUUCCUGCUUCCCCGAAAGAGACAAAAAUCGGUGAAGCCCAGACUCAUGCUCUUAGUGGACGCUGUGCCUCGUCCUUGCAGCAAAGGAAGUUAUUUUAGAAAGAAAGAAUACAUGUAAGAAGCAAGAUGUCUCAUGCCGGGAGACAAUACCAAGAUAAGCAAUACAGGCACCAUGAGAAUUAUGGAUCUGAUAGAUACGAAGAAGACAGAAGAACGAGAAAACCAUACCCAUACAAUGCACGAUCAACAGAAGACAUCCGAGGUGGCCAGCGCUCAAAGACUUCCACUGUUUGCUCAGACCCUUACUCUAAAAUCUCAGAAACAGGACGGGAAUAUUUUGGCCCACCACCAGACCGUUAUCCUCCCAAGGAAACCUUCUCAAUGAAGUGUUCAAAGGUAUGCACGACAAGAGGCAUUUUGAAGUUUGUGGAAAUCACGGUUAACCUCCUGGUGCUGAUCUGUGUGGGCGCUGCCCAGGCCUCUGUCGCAGGUUUCACCUCCCUCGGCGGCUUUGGGUCCUUCAACCUGAAUUCAGCCUAUAGCCCCUUUGAGGGCACGGAGCUGCGGGAGGUGCGGGAGCUGGACAUGCAGUUCACCCAGAUGAGAGCCCCUUGCGUGUACGGCGGCGUGGCCUUCAGCUUAACAGCAGCCGCGCUCACCCUCGUCUUCCUCGUCGUGGGGGCAAAACCCAUCCAGCAGCUCAGGGUCGGGCUGCUGGCGGGCGAGUGCGCCUUCAACCUGCUGGCCGGCGUGUUGUACGUCGCGGCCGUUGGCCUCUACCUGCAUUUUGUCAGCCGGGUGAACUCCACGGAGGUGUGCAAGAGGCGCGAGAGGCUGUACGCCCGCCGGGGUUACACCUCCAUGAACUGCGUGGUCCAGGGCGGCGACGCGGCCGUCGGCCUUUUCGGUGUGGCCGCUGCCUGCUUGUACUUUGCCAGCUUCGUGGUCUGCAUCCUGGCUAUCCGAACCGUCCAGGCCUUCCAGAGCCACGCGGCCAAGGCUCAGCACAGCCCCAAAAGCAGCAUUAGAGACAGAAGCAUCAGAAAGCCCCGUGCCGUGCACAGGACCUCUGAAAGCUCCCACAACAUCCAGGCUCUUGCCACGUUGGUGUGAAGUCAGCUCUGGGACUGUGCCGGAGAGCAGGAGCUUCAGCAAGGGAUGGACACUGGGCUUUGCGUGCUGAAGAGGUGACCGGUCCACAACGUGACUGUCCCACAAGGUGCUGAAGUGUAUAUUGAUCACCAGAUGUAACAGCUCUGCUAUAACGAUGCAAUAAAAUUGUCAUUGAGAUGUUUUCACAAGG
This is a messenger RNA of Calidris pugnax (ruff), 1438 nucleotides long. RefSeq names its product MARVEL domain-containing protein 3-like. The transcript has 4 exons. Gene Ontology annotation, cellular component: membrane. The record is from RefSeq and is a predicted model, not a curated record. NCBI's taxonomy places the organism in Eukaryota, Metazoa, Chordata, Aves, Charadriiformes, Scolopacidae. Bases 262 to 1248 code for a protein of 328 amino acids.